Messenger RNA from Triplophysa dalaica, 2644 nucleotides. RefSeq names its product coagulation factor IXb (gene f9b). Gene Ontology annotation, cellular component: extracellular region. Gene Ontology annotation, biological process: blood coagulation; proteolysis. Lineage: Eukaryota; Metazoa; Chordata; Actinopteri; Cypriniformes; Nemacheilidae. Gene Ontology annotation, molecular function: serine-type endopeptidase activity; calcium ion binding. Bases 93 to 1682 code for a protein of 529 amino acids. The transcript has 8 exons. The record is from RefSeq and is a predicted model, not a curated record.
AACACGUUUGUGGUGAACUUUGGAGCACAUCAAGAAGGUAUUUUAGACUGUUGGGAAAGAUUUACGUUUGAGGGGAAAUCAGCUUGGAGAAAAUGGCGAAAAAAAAUCUCCUUGUUUUGAUUUAUGUUUUGCUGUUUGACACCUGGUUUUCAUCUGGAGCCUCUGUGUUUCUGCCGAGACAUCUUGCGGGUUCUAUACUGAAGAGACAGAAACGCUAUAACACAGGUGGAUUUGAAGAGAUGAUGAAGGAUAACCUGGAGAGGGAAUGUUAUGAAGAACGCUGUAGUCUAGAGGAGGCCAGAGAGGUCUUUGAGGACCAGGAGAAAACUAGGAAAUUCUGGAUCAGCUAUAAUGAUGGAGACCAGUGUGAGUCAUCACCCUGUCAGAAUGGUGCGAAAUGUGAGGAUGGCAUGAACACUUACACCUGCUGGUGUCCACCUCGCUUUAUUGGGAAAAACUGUGAGUUAGAAAUGGCGAAACAGUGUAAUGUAAAUAAUGGAGGGUGCAUGCAUUUCUGCAUUGUGGAUAACAUCUAUGGAGCAGUGUGUGACUGUGCUGAUGGUUACAGACUGGCCUCGGACAGUAGGACAUGUGAACCUACAGUUCCGUACCCAUGUGGACGUCUUGCAAGGAGUAUUGCUGAAUCUCUCAACACAAGGUCCAUUAUCAACGCUGAGGAUGGAAAUCAAAUUCACUCAGUCAAUUAUGUCAAUACAACUGAGUUCAACAAAACAGAGACCAGUCCUACAGAUACCUCCGCAGUCUACAACACAACCUCUCCCAUCUACAAUACAACGUCUCCUCAUGCUACUCUAGACAACAUCCCCUCCUGGGCCUUUUAUCCCACUCUACCCACUAUCACAAACAAACCGAAUGAGAAGCAUCGCAUUGUUGGAGGCCUGGAAGCAAAACCAGGAGAGAUUCCUUGGCAGGUUGUUUUGAUGGAAAAGGUGAAUAAAAAUCCUUUUUGUGGUGGAUCUCUCAUGAGCGAAGUGUGGAUCAUUACAGCUGCACACUGUGUUGAAAACAGGAUCGGAUUGUUCUUCAUCAGAACAGGGGAACAUGACAUCACAAAAAAGGAGGGAACAGAGAGAGACCAUAACAUGGCGGAGUGUCACAUUCAUCCACGUUACAACUCUCAACAGAGUCUCUACAAUCACGACAUCGCCCUGCUGAAGCUCAAGACACCGGUUAGCUUCUCAGACUAUGCCUUGCCCAUCUGUCUGGGCUCUAGAGACUUCACAGAGAACCUCCUCAUGAGGUCAGAAAAUUCCUUGGUGAGCGGCUGGGGGAGGCUGAAACAUGGAGGCUCCGAAUCUAACACACUUCAGAAGGUGGAGGUUCCCUUUGUGGACAGGACAGAGUGCAAAGGAAGCAGCAUCAACAAAAUCACCCGCUUCAUGUUCUGCGCCGGAUACAAUAUGAUAAGCAAGGAUUCCUGUCAAGGAGACAGCGGUGGGCCCCAUGCCACCCACUAUCAGAACACGUGGUUCCUUACAGGCAUCAUUAGCUGGGGUGAAGAGUGUGCCAGAGAAGGAAAAUACGGCGUCUAUACUCGAAUAUCUAGAUACAUGUACUGGAUAACCAACAUUACUGGGAUCAGAAUAGGAUAUGUGCCUAAUAAUGAUAAAGAGCUUGCCCCAUAUGCACAAAUUAAUUUAAAACGGAGCAGAAUUCAAUAAGGCAAGGUUUGUUGGAAUUUUAGACAACAGCAGAAAACAUAUCUUUAAACAUAAAUAUAUAGACUGAAUAGUUGUUGCAAUAAAAUUAAAACUCACAGGCAUUUCUGUACAGAUAUUUACUAGUCAUCAUUCAACAACAGCAUUGAAUCAACCAAGAAAAAAUAUAGUUUCUUAGACGUUGUGCUGUAAAUCUAGUGAAAUUGUUUUCAUAACGCAAACAACAUGAGGUCACUUUUGUCUUAACUCAUUCUGUACAUAUUAUACACCAGAAGUACAUGGCUUAAAGAAGUGUACUUGAAGCUAAAGUACACAUGGUGCUCAUUCAGACCGCACCCCACUUUAUCUUCUGCGCCACAUGACCUGUUAACAAAAUGGGAAGACAUGCAAAUUGUUUUGUUUUUAGUGACAGGUGAAAUAUUUUUUGACAUCUUGCAUCAAAGAAUGUUUUUUUUAGUAGUUAACAAAGUUAAGUGCACAUCGGAGGGCACACUUUAAAUGACAGAGAAAAGAGUGCAGAAAAUAAAAUAAUGGAAUGGACAGCUUACACAGUGGGCCUUACAUUGUCGGUAACCUAAACUGACCCAAGUUGUGCCAAAUUUUUUAUUAAAAUGUUAACACAAAAGAACCUUUUAGCUCGGUCUUCUUUAGAGACUUUUUGUUGGUCGUUCAUAGCUUGUGAGUUCUCUGUUGUUGUUGUUAUUUUUCAUUUUCAACAGUCCCAGAUGUUAAUCUUAAAUUUCUUUAUAAUAAAAAUUUAAAUAUUUUUUGUAACACAUUAAGAUUAUAGUAUAAAGUCAUAGCUCAGACAAUUUAGUUGUGGAAGAAUUAUUACUGUCAAAGAAAUGUAACAAUGGAGAUAUUAAAGACAUCCCAGCUGUGAUUUUACUUUCCUGGGUCAACAAUAAACACUUAAUAAUUUAAAGGAGCAGUUCACCCAAAAAUAAAAAAUCUGUUAUCAUUUA